GGUGGUUCCGCUCGUCGCGCACGCGCACGCCCCGGCGGACUAAUGCGGCUGCUGUGGAUUUCCCCCCGACGUUCGCUCGCCGCGACGAGCGCAAGCACGGCGGCGAUGGACGGCGCCCGCUCCUCUUCCGCCUGCCGGCCGCCGCCGCCGCCGCCGCCGCUGCUGCUGCUGCUGGCGGCGGCGGCGGCUCGGCUCCUGCUCGCCGGCCGAGGCGUCGGCGCUCAGAAGGUGAGCGUGGAUGAGGAGCUGGAGGCCUACCCCGACGAGUCGGUGGACCUGCGCUGCCAGUUCAUCGACGGAGGAGGCAAAACCAAACUCAACCAGGUUUCGUGGAUCUGGGAGCCCGCCGAAGGCCAGCAGCGGGACAACAUCGCCGUCUACCAUCCCGUCUACGGCCAGAGUUUCCCCAACUUGUCCUUCAAGGACCGCGUGGCCUUCCUGCACAACAACCCGGAGAACCCGUCCAUCCGGAUCUCCCGCCUGCGCAUGUCCGACGCCGGGCGCUUCACCUGCGAGUACGCCACCUACCCGUUGGGCAACAAGCAAGGCACCACCGCGCUCGUCAUGCUGGCCAAACCCAAAAACUCCGCCAACGCGGUGACGGCGCGGGCGGGCACCGAGGCGGCGGUGGUGGCGCGGUGCCAGGCGGCGGACGCUAAGCCGGCGGCGACCAUCAAGUGGCUGGCGUCGGCGGGCGGCGACCACACCACCAGCAGCGCCGACGGGCCCGACGGCACGGUCACGGUGCGCAGCGAGUACCGGCUGGCGCCCACGCCGGCCGACGACGGCCGGGAGGUGACGUGCGUGGUGGACCAGCGCACCCAGGACAAGACCUGGAUGCAAAUUCUCAGGCUCUCUGUGGAGUACCCCCCGUCCGUCUCCAUCGAGGGCUACGACCACAACUGGUACGUGGGCCGCUCGGACGCCGCGCUGGUCUGCACGGCCGACGGCAACCCGCGGCCCACCGCCGUCACCUGGACCGCGGCGUCGGGCCCGCUGCCGGACUCGGUGCUGGUGGACGGCAACAAGCUGACGGUGAGGAAGGUGGACGACGCCGUCAACACCACCUUCAUCUGCGAGGUCAAGAACAAGCACGGCGCCGCCAAGGACCGGGUCACCGCCCUCGUCAUCGAAGCCUCGGAGGACCCGUCCAGCACCGGCGUAGUGGCGAGCGCCGUGAUCGGAUCCCUCCUGGCCCUGCUCUCGGUCGCCGCGCUGGCGGGCGUGCUGGUGACCCGCGGCCGCCGCCGGCACCGGCGCGGCGCCGACUCGGCGGCGGCGGCGGCGGCGGCGGGGGGCGGCAACGGCGACGGCGCCGAUUACGGCAACAAGGCCCGUCUUCUCUUGGGCGGCGAGGGCAAGAACAACAGCGGGCCGGCGUACACGUACCGCGAGGGCUGCGACAACACCGGCACUCUGACGGAGAAGGCCGGCGACUUCCGGCGCCGCCCCGCCGAGCCCCGCGCCCGCGACGUCCUCCUGGACGAGGCGGAGACGAGGAAGUUUGACGACGGCCCGGAGGAGGACGAGCGCUACGAGCGAUUCGAGGGCGGGAACGCGCUCCCUCCGGCCUAUCGCGGCCGGGACGAGAUUUACCUGGGCGACGACAUGGAGUCUCAGCGGGACGGCUCCGUUAUUUCCCGGACGGCCAUUUACGUGUGAGGCGGCGAAGGAAUCGCCGCGAAGCCCGUCCGCUCGAACUCCGUUGAAACUGCGCGACGCGUCCGCACGUGACCGGACGAGCGCCUCGCCGCAUCGGAACGGACGCCGCCCGCCGCUCCUCGCCGCGUUGUCGUUCCUGGAGCUUCGACUCGGUUCCGUCGAGACGGCGAGAAGAAGAAACGCUUUCUGGCCUUCUUUUGAGCGUGUGUGCGAAUGUGCGGCCGCUGCGGUGUUCGACUCCAGUCGCACGGCUCCACUCCGCUCACGUUGAAGUGGCCCAUUUUAGGACUUCGGACUUACUCGGCUCGAACUUCCAAGAGACUCGACUUGACUUUGACUCGACAUCACGCGACAAUUCGUUCCCGAGAUGUCUGUGUUUAGUCAAGAUGUUCUUUUUUGGCGUGGAGGCGACAGGCCAGCUCGCCAAUGAACAUUCCGUUUUUGGAACACGACAACGGCAACAUGCGAGGUUUGCGACGACAGUCGAAAGAGACGCGGCCCAAAAUGACACGUCGCCGUCAGGCCCCGCACAGACGGCGAGCUACGUUAACUUCACGGUUUAGCUAACCGAUCGCCGGUCAAUGUACUAGUGCGGGCACCGGUGUCGACGCUCCCCUCGCGUCGUUCCCGCCGCGACGUCGGCUCUUUCGCUUUUUUGCUUUGGUUUAUUUGUUUUCGGUUGAAGUUGAAGUUGAAUCCAUUUUCAGUUCCCAUCCCCUCGCUUUGACUGCGCUCGAUUGUAUCGCUUCGUUUGCGACCGGUGUUAGCGAGUAAUAAUUACUCGGAACCACAUUCUGUCCUUUCCUUCCAAAAUGAAUCCGCGACAUUAGCGGGAGAAAAUGCGUCAUCAAGUGACGGUUGCGUUUGGAAGUUUCCACGUUUACAAUUUGAGUUCUAUUUGAAAAAUUUUUGUUCCUAUCACUUCCUGCUUCAAAACCCCACGCUUGUGAUUGGCUCUCCCUGGUCAUGUGCCAUUCUGGAGUCGCCUCAAAGCUGACAUAUUUGUCCGAAUGUGACCCCAAAGCGCCACCUUGUGGCGUAAUCUCUUUUUGAACACCUAAAAGAACGCAUGAACACUUUGGUCUGUAUCCUGUUUUGACUUUUUGAUCGAACGUUCACUUACCCGGUGGUCGUAUGAAGUGACGAUUGUAAACAUUUGUCAUUAGGUCGACAAGGUGUGCCGUGUGGUCAGCAUAGUAUACACAUAUGAUGUUACAAAGACAUUUUUUUGUGUGAUGUAUUUACAUGUUAUCUUGUUUGAAUCGCUUUGUUAUUUGUGCAAAGAACAAAUGUGGAUCAUUCCAAAAUAAUCCUCGAUGGACUUUUUGUCAAGGAACCAUCCGAGGGUCCGGCUGAUUCAUUCAUUGAAAAUGAAAUAAGGUCCUGAAAACUCGUCCCCAUUCCAACCCCAACAGGUUCACUUGACGUCGAAGUCAACUUCCCAAGCCCGCUUCCGACUUGAAAGUCCACGUGCUUGAUUUUUUUGCCGCAGUCGCUUGAAAGUCGGAGGUUUAAGACUCGAGACGGACUCGUGACUUACUCCCACCUCUGGUCAACGGCGCGCGUCACCUUCUAUCUGCUGGGCGUCGACGUUGUGUGUCGCGCAAAGAAUCCCAUUCAGCAGACUGCAUAUCAAAAUACCCUUCCCAUGAUUUCCCUUGGUUUCGGUCCCUCCCCGCAUGCUUCUCUAUUGGCGGCGUCCAUCGCGUGCGUUUCGAAAAGCCAACCCGCGUCUUCGUUCCAAACCUCAUUGGGCGACGCCCCCUAAAUCCUCCUCAACGCGUCUUUUCAACAAGAUUGUAGCUUUUAUUCCUGUUUGUUCUUUUGCUCCCUUGUUCUGCGAUUUGUUCCGGCAAAUCCCGGGAACACUCGACACAAUUGUGUGUGCGCGUGUGCGUGCUUGAGCAUUGUAAUUCGUGAUUGCGUAUGCUGAGGAUUCGGAUUUUCAUGACAAAUGUAUUCUCAUCCUUUUCGUAUUUUUUAGCGCUCGACGACAAAGUGCUCACAUGACAUGGCCGUGAAAGAGGGUGCGCGCCAUUUCAACGGGAACCCGGGAUGCGGGUGCACGGAUGGGGGUCGCGUGCGCUUGUCCAGCUCGUGUCCUUGAGUGCGGAAAGUGCCGGCAAAACGUGGGCAAAGCCAGAUGGCGCUAACCACGACGCGAUUCUGCACUCUUCCGAAACGGACCGCACUUGCUUCACGACGAAUGAACGAGAUCCGCUGUUGCCAGGCGGAUCUCAAACGUGAAGAUGUUGCUAGGUCGUCACCUGUAGGAGCUUCAGUUGGUAUAAAAAGUCUACACACCCCUGUUGAAACCAGCCAGGUUUUUAUGUGCCUUUGAUUAACCCCAGAUAAAGUUGAUCUGUUCUAGUAGGCUUUUUUUUUUUUGCUUCCUACCAGUUUUGUUUUGUGCUAACUCUGACUGCUAUUUGGAACUGUUCCUAAUUCGCUCCACCUUGUCGAAGGUCCCAGGUCCAGCUAAAGAAAAACAGACAGACACCGCCACCACCGUGUUGCACUGGAGUGCUGGUGUUCAUUUGGUGUUUUUACGCCAAACACAACUUUUGGAAUUAAGGCCGAAAAGUGCAAACUUGGUUUCUUCGUACUGUUACACAUUUUCCCACGUGUUUGGGAGAUUUUGUUACGGUCGGGGGAAACCAAGGUCGAACUUUGGGGCCUUAGACAAGGUGGAGCGAUUGAUGAACAGUUCCAAACAGCAACAGUCAAUGUUAGCACAAAACCUACAGGCUAUGCUAUCAAGCAUAUAAAUGUCAGGAAAUGCCUACUAGAACAUCUGAACUUUCUUUGGAGGUAAUCAGAGGCAACUAAAAUGGUGGCAGGUGCGUGCUGACUCCAAUUUAACGUGAGUUUGAAUGUGAUUGGUUCAUUCUGAACACAGACACAUCCUAGUUAUAAGAGGGUGUGCACAAUUGUGCAACCACAUUGAAGUCAUUUAUUUGGAAUUCCCCUCGUAAAAAGGUUCUUUUAAAAAACAUCCCUUGUUAAAGGUGGAAAUGAUCUUGGUCUCAUUUUUGAUAUCGCAAACAGCUGGCACUUGAAAAGGGAUUUGGAACACGAUUUACAGCCGCUAUGUUUGCAUUCUUAAGCUGGAUUUACACUGCGGGCUUCGAGCGGAAGAAUUAUUAUAUCAUGUUGUUCAAUGUUGUGCUCAAAGAAUGAGGCCUCUUCCGAACGUGUGUCAAAAUCGUCAAAACGUAGCGGAUAUCUGCCGAUGCGAGCGCAGUGUAAAAGCCCAAACGGUCAAUAACGCCGCCCAAACGGUAUGAACUCCGUCAACGCCGGCGCGACGUCAUCCAAACGCACGCACCAGUGACGAUGAAGCCCAGGCCAACUAAAUGGCUAAACGUAACGCUUGCUCAUUGUAUUGUUUGUGUAUUGUCGUUUACGUCCGUGUUGACGCCUGUGUCGUUAUCGAUGCUCGAUUUGUGCUCCGGCGCGUGCGGGUUGUUUCGAGCGUUCUUUGAAUGUAAACACAGUCACGUGUGUGACUUGGAACGGACUGGGAAUCGAGCGCCGCAGUGUGCGCCGAGCCGCACUUUUGCCUUGUUCAUCGGCUGCUUUCUCCUUUGUCGUUUUGACGUUUUGAUUUCUUCUGGCGUCAUGUCUUAUUGCGGAGGAACUAUAACAUGGUGGCUGUAGAAAAUAAAAUGAAUGCGCGUG
Phyllopteryx taeniolatus (common seadragon) is the source of this 5343-nucleotide messenger RNA. It is a transcript of the gene pvrl2l, whose product is annotated as PVR cell adhesion molecule related 2 like. The transcript has 7 exons. NCBI's taxonomy places the organism in Eukaryota, Metazoa, Chordata, Actinopteri, Syngnathiformes, Syngnathidae. The record is from RefSeq and is a predicted model, not a curated record. The coding region runs from base 43 to 1662 and encodes 539 amino acids.